Molecule: messenger RNA, 2445 nt
Organism: Ilyonectria robusta
Lineage: Eukaryota; Fungi; Ascomycota; Sordariomycetes; Hypocreales; Nectriaceae
Exons: 1
Source: RefSeq, a predicted model, not a curated record
CCUUUUACACUGCUAUGGAAAAGUGAUUGCCAUCAACACCUACAUCAGAGACUUUCUGCAAUUGCCCCUGCAACGCCUCUUGCAGCAAGUCACUUCCGCUCGUUUCUCCUUCGAGAUAUCGGAACGUACCACUCUCGAAUCAAGGCGACGGGAGCCGUCACCCCAGGCUGCCCCAGGAGCCGUGAGCCUGCCGUUAUCCGUGCCAAGGCAUAUAACUGCAAUAAAGAACUCUUCUCGGUUAUGUACAGCAACUAUCGUCUUUUCGGGUCUGGAUACCUUCCUUUACUAGCGUUCGAUGACGAGAUGAUCGACGAUCUCUCUUCUUCUAGUCAGAGUCGCGAACGGGGCACCAGAACGCAGCUGUCCCGUGCCGCAAUUCUGAAGGCCUGGAAUGCGAAUAAGCGACACCUGAGGUCUGUAUCAGAUCCAAAGAUGCUGUCAAAUUAUGGAGUUCGAAAAGAGGUCACCUUGCGCUUCGACAUCAUACUGAUGAUGUGGGCCAACGGCUAUUUCCAGGCUACACGUGAAAGCCACACCGGGCCACUCGAUCGGACAGCCCCUCUUCUAGCGGAACCCAGUGUUCAUUUGCCCUUUUGGACGAUUCCUACUGAGGACAUAAAUGCAAUGAUCUUUACGCAGGCCGCUCGCUUUGUUCUUCCCCUGGACCACUUAUUCUUCGAGGCCGGUACCGGCUUGACAGAUCAGCCAGCACACUCCAACGUAGCAGAGCGUUACGUCCAGAGGAUUCUCGGCUUUUACACAGCUCAGAUGCUUUGUCGACUCUUAGUUCACAGCUUCAUUGGCGAGAAAAUGCUGAACUACGAUCAGUGGAUCUGGCUUUCGUGCUGGACGGUUCCCAACAGACCCUCCCACCGUCGCGAGGAGCUACUUGAACGGCAGGGUCUGGGACUAGAAGGUACUGUCAUGACUUCUGGGAUGCUAUGGAUCCCUCCCGCCAAGAUGGACUGGCAGCGUGGCCAUCUCGCACUCGAUGUACUCGUUUACUUGUACAUUCCGCGAAGCCCUUUACAUCCUCGACUCGCCUCACAGGUUAAUGUUCAAACCCUCACUGUGUCCAAAAUCACGGUUGAUAUUUUUUUUCAGCAAUGGCUCAAGGAAGCUCGGGCGGCAUUCGACAGUGAUCAGAAUCAGAAAGCAGAGGAACUAGUGGAACGGGCGUUCUCUCUCGCAACGGAAGAAAUUGCACGAGCAUACCACCAACACAUUUUGUUGAAGUUGCAAUCGUACUGGGAACGAGAUCGGCUAAGAAUCGGUCAAGACAAACUGCCCUCCCUUUUACGGUUGCAAGAAGGUGUAGAGGAGUCGGCAACUGAUGGCAGUCAGAUUGUGACCGCUCAAACAAUAUGGGAGGUUUAUGCCGAGGCAUGGGCUCUCUAUGCUCAACUCUACGCAGAUACCGACCCAAAUAAGUUACCGCGGGAGUUACCCUAUUGGAUGACUACACGAACGUACGUGCCGCCUCAUGAUGGUUGGUCGUCUUUCGUAUUCCAUCAUCUCUUUCACCGAGCUAGCCCACCAUCGUGGAAUCAUCUUUACUUCCUCCGACUCUAUCGGACGUUCGAAGAGUCUUGGAAGGGAAUUCAGCAAUAUGCAGGGCCAUUCGAUCGCCGGUUUCGUCAUGUAGUUGGAAAUUAUAUCAUGGUUGCUUUCAACAGUAGUCAGAGAAACGAGGUCGGCACCUAUCAGCACGACAAGUCUUGGUACCGGGGAAAACCAACAUUCUUCAAGAUCCAAUUUUGGGCGCCAUACUUUUCUCCACCAGAAGACAACGUUCGCAUUCCAUGGCAAUGGGUCAGUGAUCAUGGAACCCGGCACCCAGACAUUGCGCCAGACACUAAGUCCGAGUACAUGACAGUGGAAUACUUUCACUCCUUGGAAGGUGUGCUUUGCAGAUUAUGGUGGAAAUGCAUGUAUGAGACGGACCAGCUGUGUGAUACUGGACCAACGCGGCGGAAUUUGAUCUGCUCGUCUGUCCUUGAACACUUUUCGAGACUUGUAGGCCCACAAUGGUAUGCGGAACGUGGAAGUGGACGGCCCUAUCUGCUACCUUGGCACCUGCCACGUUGGGAGGACAGGGAACGCGAGAGAGAGGAUUUCUUACUUCUCCCCAUUUCAGCCGGCACUGUGUUGAAGGAGUACGAAGAGACCAAGCACUCGCGACCGACAAUGCUGCUACCUACCCGACAUAACAUGAUGUGGUUGCUCAAUGUCGUCGAAUCCAUCCCCGAUCUCUCUGAAUAUACUCAGAAGCAAAUCCAAUGGAUGGACAAGGUUCUCGACAAUAAUGUAGGCCAAUUUGCCCUUCGCAGUCAUCUGAGUGCCAAAGCUACAGCUACGGCUGAAGGCGAUCAAGCCAAUCCACUUCUGAGAUCUUUCCUAUCACAGACCAGGGCUCCUAAUAGUGCAGACCAUUUACACUAUUAG